Messenger RNA from Mytilus trossulus (common blue mussel), 4098 nucleotides. Its product is annotated as sonic hedgehog protein-like. The transcript is spliced from 4 exons. The coding region runs from base 708 to 1928 and encodes 406 amino acids. Gene Ontology annotation, molecular function: patched binding; calcium ion binding. Gene Ontology annotation, biological process: regulation of gene expression; cell-cell signaling; multicellular organism development. NCBI's taxonomy places the organism in Eukaryota, Metazoa, Mollusca, Bivalvia, Mytilida, Mytilidae. The record is from RefSeq and is a predicted model, not a curated record.
GUCAACUUCUGUGUUUACCAACCCAGGGUAAAAUAUUGCACUCUUAUCGUAACCUGAUCAAAUUUUUCCUAAUACUUGCGGAUUUACCGUUGUAACGGGUAGAUCGUGAGAAAAAAAUUUAGUUUUAACUUUAAACAAGGGAUUUAUAACUUGUUAAGGUGUUCCGUCAGGCCAACAUUUAAACUCAAGCAGUGUGGUUUUUAGCUAUCUGUUGAUCUUUCCGAUUGUCUAAACUGAAGAUAUUAUCAGUACUCUAUAGUUUUAUAUGCUUUUCGUUAGUGGGCCGAACUGUCAUUAAAGUGGUAGGUAUAAAUUUGACGUCAUGUUCAGACAAACUCUCCAAUCAGAGACGAGAAUUAUGUUUGAGUAAGGAAUAUGCUUCAACUGGUGUCACAUGAUGGUUCAUCAUUUUGCCGGAAAGUCAGGAACUACAAAAGUAUCAGGAAUACAUCACUUUUCAUCAUGUUACAUAACUGUGAACGAGAGUUGACAUCGGAGGUCAAACGACAUAUUUACAAUUUAUCAGAAACAUGCCGAAAAAUCUUAGAGAUUACAAUUUUAAACAGUGGAAAUAAGUCUUAAAGUAUGAUUUAAGUUAUUUAUUAAAAUAUAUAAAGUUAUUAAAUUGUAAUGUAGAAAAUUAUAGUAACCUGGCGUACAAGUAGACACUGUCAAAGUCUGUAAACGCCAAAUCAUAAGUACACGGAAUGCUUUCAAAUAGGAUAAUUAACAAUACUCUAACUGGAUAUUUUGUCUUGUUCUUACUAAUUGGUUCAUCAUUACAAUGUGGCCCUACCCGAGGACCUGGAAGGCGGCGGAGGCCGGGUAAAAUGACAGUUCUUGUUUAUAAGCAACAUGUUCCGAAUGUCUCAGAAAACACAAUUGGUGCAAGUGGAGUUCCAGAAGGAAAAAUUUCACGAAAUGAUCCCAGAUUUAAAGAUCUUGUGAAAAAUGAAAAUCCCAACAUCAUAUUCAAAGACGAAGAAGGAACCGGUUCUGACAGAUUAAUGACACAGAGAACCAAAGACAAACUACAAGCGCUUGCUGUCUCAGUGAUGAAUACAUGGCCUGGUGUUAAACUGAGAGUAACGGAAGCGUGGGAUGAAGAUAACCAUCAUUGUAAAGACUCUCUCCAUUAUGAAGGUAGAGCUGUAGACAUAACAACCAGCGACAGAGACCGGUCAAAAUAUGGAAUGUUGGCACGUUUAGCUGUGGAAGCAGGUUUUGAUUGGGUGUUUUAUGAAUCACGUGGUCAUAUCCAUUGUUCUGUCAAAUCAGAAUCGUCUGCUGCAAAUAACAUUGGAGGAUGUUUCAGUGGUGAAUCUUCUAUCCAAUCAGAAACAAGAGGAUAUGUUCAAAUGAAAGAUCUACAUACGGGAGAAAAGGUGUUAAGUAAAGCAGUUGAUGGGGUUCCAGUUUUUAGUGAAGUCAUCUUGUUUCUGGAUAAAAACAGUCAGAAGCAGGCCACAUUUAUUCAUAUUGAAACAGAGGAUCAUUUUUCACUUGAAAUCACAGACAAGCAUUUAAUAUACGUAUCAAAAACAAACUAUUCGGAUGACUUUUCCUCGGCAUAUGCCGAAGAGGUCCAAGUGGGCCAAUUUGUGUUAGUUUCGAACAUUUCAAACAAUUUUAUACCGUCAAAAGUUGUUGCAUUAACAAAAAAGACAUCAAGUGGAGUGUACGCCCCACUGACGAUAGAGGGUAAUAUUGUUGUAGACGGUGUACUCACUUCCUGUUAUGGUGUCAUGAAUAAUGAAGUUAUAGCGCAUGCGGCUUUUGCCCCCGUUAGAGCGGUACACUGGAUACUGCAAUACAUAUCAUAUCCAUACGCAAUAGACAUUGAUUCUGAGGGAGUCCACUGGUAUGCCGAUGCGUUAUAUAAUAUUGGAACACAUUUUUUUGAUAAAAGUGUCCUGUAUAGAGUAUGAAAAAAAACCAAUGUAAACAUUUGGAAAUAUUUUGUGAUAAUUUAUUUUUAAAUUAUUGUUCAUACCAAGAACAAAGUGUUAUUUGUACAAAGACAAGUUCAUUUUGAAUUUAUUUAUUGCUUCAAGGUGCCUGUCCAAUAUUUAAUGUGCUGUUACGAUUGUAUGCUUAAAACGGGUAAUUUGAUGCAACAUGCCCGAUAUAACUAAGUUUAGUUAAAUACAUAUCCGUGGGCAUCAGAAUCUCAUUCUUUCAAAUUGAAGAUAUUAUAGGGUACCAUGAAAGUGAGAAAGUAAAAAAGUCAUAUGGAAGAAGUAGAAUUCUGAUGUGUACUAAAAAAAAGUGUACACGGUCAAAUUUAUUAGUCUAAGUUUUUUUUUUCUUUCAAAAUUUCAUGUUUUCCAUUAAUUAUUAAAAUUAAACAUAAUAAAGGUAGGUUUGAACAUAGCAUGCUUUUUAUCGAACUAAAAAUCGGACGCUAGAUUUUAGAUAGCCGGAUUAUAUACUUAAAUUUUACAAUAACAUUGAUUGUUUAUUUUCUCGUUAAAAAAAAGGUCAUAAAAAAAAUUUAUUUGAUGUUUAUGUAGAAAUUGAACAGACCAGAAAAAGGUCAAUGGUGCAAAAGUAAAUCAGAAUAAAAAAAAAUAUAAUUGUUCAUACACGGUCUUUUCCUAGUUGCUGAAAAUGGCCCGUUUGUAGUAUAUAAAAUAUUGCAUUGUUAAGUUUUGUGAUAUGUCGUAUAGUAUUUGUUUAACAUUGUAAAUAUUUGUUCAUUCUUAUUUUGUUAUAGCUUAUAUGAUAUCGAUGAAAGGGUGUACUACAAAUGGCUGAAUUUAUUAAUUCCGCCAUUUAUGUUUUUUUUUGCACCAGUUGGCAGUAUGGUGCAAAGAACAUGUCUACUUUAUGAAAAUGUGAUGACUUCAGUCAUUCCAGUGAAUUAACAUUUAUACUUUUUUUUUUUUUUAUCAUAAUUUUUUCCAUAUUUUUUUCCCUUAAUUAUUGUGUGUUUUUUUUUUAUUAUUAUUUAUGAUAAUUCUUUUAACCUUUUUUUUUUUUAUAAAUUUAUGAAACACAUUCCAUUAUAAAUAUAACUUUCAGCAAAAAAAAGUUCGAAGAAAAGUAACUCUUGUUGGUAUUACUUAAUAUUUACAAGAGGAAUUUAUUCCUUAGCUUCAUCUUUCAACUUUUUUUUGUGUACGUACGAUAUCUAAAACUAAGUGCAUAUUGCAUGACCGUUUUCUUGUUUGGAGGGGCAAAAACGUCUUAAAUGUAUAUAGGAUCAAGUUGUCCCAUCGUAUGAGAGGUUAAAUUAUAGAAUGAAAGUUAAACUAGCUAACGACUUUUGAUUUAUUUUCAAAUUAUAAAUACUAACUUUUUUCAAAUGUUGAAGCAAUAACCCUUUUAUGAUUUAGAUUUCGAAAAUUUGCUAAAACUUGAAACUUGAAAAUAUCUGUUUAAUGCACGUGUCUUUUGUCGCUGAAAAUUUCAAAUUUUCAAAAUUAUGGUGAAUUAUAGUACACAUAAAAUUGAGAAUGGAAAUGUGGAAUGUGUCAAAGCGACAAUAACCCGACCAUAGAGAAGACAACAGCAUGCAUUGCCAUCUAUGAUUGCAUCUAUUUCAAAUCUAUUUCAAACAAAAAUAUGCCAGUUUGCUAUAAUAUUGAUAACUAAAUCUUAAAACAUAAGUACAACAAAUAUGUCAAUAUCAUGUUUAAAACUUAUUUUCAUCAUACAUUUACCUUUAUAUAUUAUUGUGCAAUAGAGAUACGAUUUUCAUUUUUUUCAUAUCAUAUGUUUUGUGACUAUAUUUAGUUAUAUUAGGUACACAUUAGAAUAUUACCUUCUUGCAAUGAAAAUGUUAAAUAAUUUCAUUUAUUCAAUUUUCCCUUUUCUCUCUUUUACUACAAAAUUAGAAGAUUCUAUAGCUGUAUCUGUAUCUUUACACAACACAUAUCAAUGGUGCGCUUUUAAAUAAUAUGGUGCAAAGUUGAUGUCAAGCCACAUCAAUUUAACAUUUUUUUAGUGCUUUAGUUUGAUCUCUUUUUUAGGUGCUGAAUUUGCAUUUAUCACUGUCGCAAAACUGGCAAAAUAAUUUACAAAUACAUUUUAUUGAUUGAACAAUUGCUCUAGCAAAGUUGUAAGUAAAGUAGAUUGUCUUUUGUUGAAAAUAAA